AACAGAAACGAAAAAAAAAAAAAAAAAGACAAGAUAGACACUCUGUAAAUUGCUCUUUCUUCUCGUCCUUGUUCUCUCUUCACUAUUGAAACGACAUGGCAGGGGCAACUUCCACUUCUCAAAACGCAACCUUCGAUUCCGAGGUGGAUCCCAUCGACCACCUCCCGCUUUCCCUCCUCAGAUCCGAACUCAUCCCGCCUGCCGCGAACCUAUCCGAAUCCUCCAUCGACUGGCUACCUGACUUUGCCGGUUACUCAUGGGUUGCCUACGGAUCCUCCUCUCUCCUUGUGAUCUCUCACUUCCCUUCCCCUCUCUCCUCCGAACAAACUCUUAUGGGCCCCAUUUUCCGGCAAGUCUUCGAGCUUUCUUCCGGCGCUUCUUCCCCUGUCACCGCCGUUUCUUGGUCUCCGGUCACGCCUUCGGCGGGCGAGCUCGCGGUGGCGUCGGAGAAUUGCAUUUGCUUGUUCUCUCACGACUCGGCAACGUCGAAUUCCAAAGGUUCUUUUUGUUGGAGCCAGAAUGCAGUACUUUUACAAUGUACAAAAGUUGAGGCAGUUGAAUGGACGGCCUCUGGGGAUGGGAUAAUAGCCGGUGGAUUCGAGGUUGUUCUAUGGAAAAGGAAGAGUAAAUCCUGGGAAAUAGCUUGGAAAUUCAAAGCAGAUAAGCCUCUAACUAUGGUUUCUGCCUCCUGGUCCAUAGAAGGCCCUUCCGCAGCUGCAUCUUAUACACUGAUCGAACGAGGAGGAUUCAAUGAGCCUAGCAAGUCUGUUUUGGUAUUUUACAGGGAUGGAAGUUCUGGAUUUGCAAAAACCAUGUUAGCCCAUCCCCAACCUGUUUCAAUGAUUCAAUGGAGACCAUCGGCAGGGAAACAAUUUUUGAGAGAUGCAAUACAUUUGCGGAGACAUAUAUUGUUAACUUGCUGUUUAGAUGGAACUGUGAGGUUAUGGAGUGAGGUAGACAAUGGUAGAGUUAAAAAAGCAGGCAAGGAUGGUAGUUAUGAUCAUAAAACUACAAGACGGUCCUUUUGUGUUGCUGCUGUAAUUGAGAUAGAUUGUUCAUUGUGUGGAACUUUAGGGGUGGAUAUAUUUUUAACAUGGGCAAUGGAAAUUGGCGGUAUAGUUAAAACCUGUGAAGAAAUUAACCAGUAUUUCUGUACAGAAGGAUACAGGCGUGAAGUUGGUAGGUGUGAGUGGUUAAUAGGGUUUGGUCCUGGAAAAUUGGUUACUUUCUGGGCAAUCCAUUGUCUUGAUGACAUAUCUCCAAUGAGGCCCCCUCGAGUUACAUUGUGGAAGAGACAUGAGCUUCAGGGCCGUGAUGGACUUUCAACAUUAAAACAACAAUUACUUCUUAAAAAGGCUGUUAUCAUGAGAAAUUCUUUGUCUGGACCACCAACUGUAUGCUCUUUGAUUCAUUUAUUUCCUUCUAAAUCUUUGGUCUGGUCCAUGUUAUAUACCAAAACAUCAAAUGAUACAGAGGAUCCUAGUGGCUCCGGGACAGAGAAUUUUUUAUCAUGUUCAGUAGGUGGAAUUUUAGAUAUAGAUGGUCAUACCAGGACAAUCUUACAAGUUGCUAUACACCCCUAUGUCUGUGAAGUUGAAUUGGCUGUUUCUUUGGAUUCUAAUGGGCUACUUCUCUUUUGGUCACUUUCUACCAAUUCCAAUGGCAUUCUUGACCUUCCAACAUUGAUUCCCGCUUGGAAAAUUUGUGGAAAAUUUGCAACUCAAGAUAAAUGUUCUAAAUAUACAAGCUUGAGUUGGGCACCUUUAGUAUUGGCCGAAGAUCAGGUUCUUCUUAUGGGACAUGUUGGAGGAAUCGACUGCUUUGCAGUAAAGAUUUUUCAUGGUGAAGAAGAUGAUGUACUAUGUCACUACAUAUGCACUAUACCUUUUACAGGUCAUGAUCCUUAUGUGGAUGGUCCAACUAACAUAUAUUCAGUACCCUUGUCUUUGUCUUGUAAUAAAACUUCCAUGUGCAAUGGGUUUUUGCUUUUGGGCAUAUGGAUGAAAGAGUUUCGGGCUCUUUCCUGGGAAAUAACCAUGCACACUUAUGAGCUGACUGGAAGCUACUCUGAAUGUAAAUUCAAUGAUAAUAAUGUUGGUGAAUGCAGCAUGAUGAAAUUUGAAAAUACUAUUUCUGGUACAAGAUAUUGUCUUCAUGUUGUUCCUUCCUCAGCGCAGUUGCCUGAACCUCAUCUUUGUGAUCAGGUCACAAGUUUUGCUGUGAUCUCUCCUGGUGGUUUGACACCUGUGCAGCAAAAAUUACCUUUUGAUAAUGAUCCAUAUAGUAGUAAAUGUCCUGCAUAUGUUAUGGCCACAGGAUGCUCAGAUGGUAGUUUAAAAUUGUGGAGAUGUAACCCCUACGAACCAUCAAUUUCUCACACACCAUGGGAGCUUGUGGGUAUGUUUACUGCUCAUCAAGGUCCCGUCAGUGCUAUAUGUUUGACCACUUGUGGUAGGAAGAUUGCAUCCAUUGGCUCAGAUAGUCCGUCAAAUGCUGUCUGCAAUCUUUGUAUAUGGGACUCUAUACACCUGGUAAACUCGGGGACUUUUAUGUUAGAGGACACAUGGUCCCUUGAUGAAGAUGUUGUUGCUUUAAAUUGGUUAGCCCUAGGAAAUGGUCAGUUAUUACUUGCUGUUUGCAUGCACAAUGAGUUACGGGUAUAUGCUCAAAAGCGUUGUGGUGGUCAUGCUUUGUUAAACUCUAAAAAGUCUCUGGGUAUUCAAAUCUGGUUCUGCAUUGGGAUCAGUCAUACUUUUUCUGUUAUUCACGAUUUCUUGUGGGGGCCCAGGACCACAGGUGUGGUUGUCCAUGCUAGUUACUUGAGUCUUUUAAGUCCAUGGCUGUUCCUUUUAGACAAGAAACAUCGGACUGAAUACUCUGAAAUUGGUAUGGAUGAGGGCACCUUUUCUGAAAUAUUAUGUGAUCAUGAUGAUGUUAAUCACAUAGAAACAUUAAUUGCAAACAGUAAUGGAGGAUGCAAGUCUGGCCUUCUUAAGAAGAUGAAUACAAAAAAUGCUCACCUAUCCAGUGCAUUUUUAGUUGGAAAGGCUCAAUUGAAACUUAAGUCAAAGAUCUUACUUGGUUUCUGGAGCAUGCUAGACAUAGUGGAGACAUUAGCAGGAGUUUUGCCUGUUUAUCACCCUGAGGCACUCUUUGCCAAUAUAUAUAUAGGCAAUUGGAAACGUGCAUUCAUCUCUGUGAGGCAUCUGGUUGAAUAUCUUAAUUCUCGUUAUAUUUCUGAGAAGAGGGGUUGCCAUCCUAAGAAUAGCAAUAUUAUUCCACAGAUGCCUUUGUCCAAUUACGUUGAAGUGACUCUCUCUAAAAGUUCAACUGAGAACACAUUCCAAUGGGGUGGGAAUGCUACUUUCAUGACAUCAUCCUCACAAUUUCAAAGUGGCAUGAUGCAAUUUGCUUAUGAUUUGGCACCUGAAGCUCCCAGCAAUAUGGUCAGCUUGUCUUCAACAAAAUCUGGACUUAGGGACUUCCUUGAGCCUAUUAAUAAGUUGCAUGAGUUGGCAGCUAUAACCGCAACAGAGAAGAUGCAAAUUCUUGCAAUCAUAGAUUUUCUAAAUGAAGUUAGUAAUCUUCAGUCUGCUUCUAUGUAUGAACAUCUUGAUGAAUCAGGUCGAAGAUUUUGGGUCACAUUAAGGUUUCAGCAGCUGUAUUUUUCUCAAAGGUAUGGUAGAUCACCAUCUUUGGAAGAGCUUGUGAUUGACUCUGAGCUUAUAGUUUGGGCAUUCCACUCCGAUUGCCAGGAAACUUUGUUUGGUUCUGUUCUACCAAAUGAACCAUCUUGGGAAGAAAUGCGGAAUUUGGGUGUUGGAUUUUGGUUUACUAAUGCAACACAGCUGCGCACAAGGAUGGAGAAGUUGGCUAGAAUGCAAUAUCUUAAGAAGAAAGAUCCAAAGGAUUGUACUCUGCUGUAUGUAGCACUAAAUAGACUUCAAGUUUUGGCUGGUCUAUUUAAAAUCAGCAAGGAUGAGAAGGAUAAACCAUUGGUUGGAUUUCUUUCACGAAAUUUUCAGGAGGAGAAAAAUAAGGCGGCAGCUUUGAAAAAUGCUUAUGUCUUGAUGGGGAGACAUCAACUGGAGCUGGCUAUUGCUUUUUUUCUGCUUGGAGGUGAUACUUCUUCUGCAGUUACUGUUUGUGCAAAGAACCUUGGGGAUGAGCAGCUAGCACUAAUAAUAUGUAGACUUGUUGAGGGGCGAGGUGGAUCAUUAGAGCGUCACUUGAUUAAAAAGCUUAUACUUCCAUCUGCAAUUGAGAGAAGUGACUAUUGGCUUGCAAGCCUUCUAGAGUGGGAAUUGGGGAAUCAUUCUCGAUCUUUCCUGAUCAUGCUAGGUAUACAAGUGGAUUCUGCUAUUGAUGCAUCCACUCUUUCAUCCUGUCAUGUUGCUUUCAUGGACCCCAGUAUAGGUCUGUAUUGCCUCACACUAGCAAACAAAAAUAGCAUGAGGAACGCUGUAGGGGAUCAGAAUGCUGGAGUCCUUGCUAGAUGGGCAUCUUUGAUGACUGCUACUUCAUUAAACAGAUGUGGGCUGCCUCUUGAAGCCUUGGAAUGUCUUUCAUCUUCUCUGAGUAUUCUUGGGGGUACAGAUCGAGAGAAUGUAUCAGAUUUUGCAUGUUCUAAAACUUCACUGGGAAUUUUGAAACCUUUUAUCAGUGAUUCCCCUUCCUGGAUAUUGGGUGAUGUUGCUUCACAUCUUGAGUCUUACACUAAAUUAGAUUUGGCACUCCAAUAUAUCUCAAAGUUGAUGAGGGAGCAUCCUAGUUGGCCUCGAACCUGCAUUAGAUCUGCUGGAGUGAACACUUGUUCUGAGGAUUAUGAGAAUCAAUAUCAUAAACUACUUGAAACUUUUCAGCAUAAGUUGCGCACAGGGCUUGCGCAGUUUGAGAAGUUCUCAUUGGUUUCAUCCUGCCUAAUUAAUAUGAUUUUUGUCUUAUUGUACAAUAAUGGGUUUUGGUUCCUUGGAUAUGAUAUAUUACAUGGGUAUUCUCAUGAGCACUCCCAGUAUGAGAAUCAUAUAGUUGACUAUUCCCUCUGGUAUUCCCUUUUCCACAAGCAACUUUUGAAGGUGACUGAGGAUAUCUCCUUAUUGUUUUCGCAUUUUAUUGCUGCCUGCGGCAUAACCUGGUCCCCAUCAAAAUCAUGUUAUAUGGAAAAUGGAGUGUCCCGUGAAGUUAGGUCCAACUGGGUAGAUGCCUGGAGGUGUUACUUUCAAGGGGUCAAACUAUCAUUGUGGAGUUUAAGAGCUGCUAUGAGAAUUUUCUCUGGCAUCUUCAAAGGGGUUGUGACCCAGGAACUUCUUACUCUUCUUGAUUUGUAUGAAUAUUAUGCACAUUUUGCAUCUGCUUGGCUUCAGAAAAAUUCAGAAGGUUUAGUUCUGAUGGUGCAACCCCUCUUAAUUACAUAUACUAAUGGGCAUACUCCUUACGAAGUUGAUAUGUCAGCUCUGAAGAAAAUGUCUCACCAGGUUCUGGAUACAGUGACUCACAAGACAUUGACUGAUGAUUUAAUAGGUGGCCUUGAGGUUGACAGAUGUGCAGAAGACAAACAAGUUGCGGAGCUAUUGCAUUCAAUUCCAGAGGAUGAGAGAUGGCAUAUAAUAGGGGCUUUUCUGUGGCAACACAUGUCCAGAUUCAUGAAACAUAAACUGAAUUCAUUAGCCAUUUCGGAUGACAGUUAUCCUUCUGGUUUUUCCCAUGAUAAACUUUCUUCUUGUGCUGCUGGUUCAUUGGAUUUUGAAUCAGAUAGCAAGAGCAUAAGAGAAAAGAUUAAGUCAUCAUCAUGGAUAUUGGCUAAGUUACUUAAAAUUGCACUUGAACAUAUUUCUUCUUACCAUGUGAAACAACUUGGGUUGUUCUUGCAGCAGAAAAUAGAUAAUGGAUUUCACCUUCCUACUCAUGUGUGGUUGGAGGAAUUUAGAUUGUCUUCUAGGGCUACACAUCAGCCUUUAACUCAGGGUAAAGACAUAACAAACAGCACAAAUCAACUUUCUGGAUUUGAUAUCUUAUGGAAUAUGUGUGCUGAUCCUAUUAUGAUAACAGAAAGUUUUGCUCAAGAGAAAAUAAAUUGGUCAAGUUAUUUUCAUUUUAAGCCUUCCCAAGGAUGGGGUGAACUAUACAAAGACAUUACAGGGGAGCCUGAAAGUGAUGAGUCCCAUAAUCCUGAAGGCAGAACAAGCAAUAGUUCUUUCAGUGGUGAAGCUGGAUCACCUUCUAGGAGUAUGUUUCGGAAUGGCCAUACUUUUCUAAGUUCCUGGCAGAAAGAUACAAUUAUGGAAAAGGAGGUCACACCUUUCCAAAACCCGAAAGAAAUAUAUAAGAGAAAUGGGGAGCUUUUAGAGGCAUUGUGUGUCAACUCCAUUGAUCAAAGACAAGCCGCACUAGCUAGCAACCGAAAGGGCAUAAUUUUCUUUAACUGGGAAGAUGGUUUACCUUACAUAGACCGAUCAGAUUAUAUCUGGUCAGGUGCUGAUUGGCCACACAAUGGUUGGGCUGGUUGUGAAUCAACCCCAGUUCCAACCUGUGUAUCUCCUGGUGUUGGUCUUGGUAACAAGAAAGGGGCUCACCUGGGGUUGGGUGGGGCAACCAUUGGUGUGGGUUCUUUUGCUAGACCAGGGAGAGAUCUGACAGGUGGUGGAGCAUUUGGAAUUCCAGGUUAUGCUGGUAUUGGAGCCUCUGGCUUAGGCUGGGAGAUGCAAGAGGAUUUUGAGGAGUUUGUUGAUCCGCCAGCAACUGUGGAAAACAUCAGUACAAGGGCUUUCUCUAGUCACCCCUCAAGGCCUUUCUUCUUGGUUGGUUCUAUCAAUACACACAUUUACUUAUGGGAGUAUGGUAAGUACAAAGCUACAGCGACUUAUGGAGUGCUGCCUGCUGCAAAUGUUCCUCCGCCAUAUGCUCUUGCCUCAAUAUCAGCUUUGCAGUUUGACCAUUGUGGACACAGAUUUGCUACUGCUGCGCUAGAUGGAACUGUUUGCACGUGGCAGCUGGAGGUGGGAGGCAGGAGUAAUAUCUGUUCAACAGAAUCAUCUCUCUGCUUUAAUAACCAUGCAUCGGAUGUCACUUACGUUACUUCAAGUGGAUCAAUCAUUGCUGCUGCUGGAUAUAGCUCCAAUGGUGUUAAUGUGGUUAUAUGGGAUACAUUGGCUCCGCCUGCAACCUCUCGAGCUUCUAUUAUUUGCCAUGAAGGUGGUGCCCGCUCCAUUGCAGUUUUUGACAAUGACAUCGGAAGUGGUUCUAUUUCUCCCCUAAUAGUAACUGGUGGUAAAAAUGGUGAUGUUGGACUUCAUGACUUCCGGUACAUAGCUACUGGAAGGACUAAAAGGCACAGGCACCAUGAUGGUGUUGAAACUGACAUGAGAACAGGUACUAGUAACCAAUUUCAGGACCAGAAUCUCGAUGGGAUGCUUUGGUACAUACCAAAGGCUCACUUAGGUAGUAUCACCAAAAUAUCUACCAUCCCAACUACCAGUUUGUUCUUAACGGGAAGCAAAGAUGGAGAUGUUAAACUCUGGGAUGCCAAAGCAGCCAAGUUGGUUUAUCAUUGGUCAAAAUUGCAUGAAAAGCACACCUUUUUGCAACCAAGCUCUCGAGGUUUUGGUGGUGUUGUGCGGGCUGCUGUUACUGAUAUUCAAGUUGUGUCACAUGGUUUUCUUUCAUGUGGCGGAGAUGGCUCUGUAAAGCUGGUUCAGCUCGAUGAUUACCGACAUCGAACAUGAAGUUAUGAAGAAACUUAUCUAAGCCCAAAGGGCUGAUUUUUUGGAACAGUGAAGAAAAUUGUACAUUGCAAGAAAUUUUUUGGCAAUGCAAGCUGGAAGCCAUUUUCGUGUUCCUUCAGAACAGACUGCAUUCCCUGAACUUGGUUGACAUUGUGAGCUCUGUGCCUUUGAUAUCAAGAACUCGCUUGGUAUCACCAACAUAUAUCAUCUUUUCCGCAGGUAUUGUUAAUUGCUGGCUAUUGAAAACACAAAUCAUCAGGGAAGCAGAAAAACCGUCUGCGAAUGUUCAUCCCAUCUGCACCUGCAUUGAGGUUUACACUGUGAACAAAAAAAGUGUGAAAAAAACCUGUUGGUGGUGAAUGUUGAAUGUAUGAGAAGAAAAGCAGAUAGAAGUUGGGGUUGUGGGUGCACAUUUCAGUUGUUGGUACUCUUCAUCUACUCCAUUUCCAGUUUUCUCCGUGCCAAAGUGUUUGUAGAUGUUUGUGGGGAUAAAUUUUAGUGUGAUUUUCCAGUAUAUAAACGUAUGAGAAAAACAGAGUUCUUCUCAGUGAUUAUUGUUCUUGUAUAUGUAUACAUAAUUAUUUGAAAGUGGUGAUGAUAUUUUAUGUACAAUAUUUAUUUCUUGACGGUAUUGUGAGAAUGGUUUCUCGAAGUGCAUGGAGAUGAUGGGCUAAGAGGUGUGGGGGGUGCAGUUUGAAGAGAAAGAAAGCGUACAACAUGGCCAGGUGUCGAAACGAAUUGCCUCGUCUCACUUCUCAUGUUGCUUAAUGCAUGGUGUAUGGGUGUUGGUGCUAUUGCAAAAGUUUUUCUCAAAAGUCUAAAAAGAAAAACAACCGAAGACUGUAACUUCCUGUCACUUUUGAAAGGUAAUGUUUAUAAUUUUUUUUAUUUUAAAAUUAUGAUAUUUUAUGUAUUAAAAAAAGUCAUCUCUUCCUACUCUUGAAAAAUGUUUCCCAACCAACUAUAUGGAAUUCCAUUUCCUCUAAUCAUAUUAUGUUAUUAGUAAUUAAUAAAUCAAUAGUAUGCUUGCUAUAUACUUAAUCAACUGCGUAGCUAGUAGCAGUCGGUGGAGUCAAAAAUUGCAAAACAAGCAAAAUGUGUAGCAGCCAAAAAACAAGAAAAGCAAUGGGCAAACCAAACCCCCAUGACUUAUUAUAGCUGCCCCUUGUUUUCUUGCACACCGUAAUUACAUGAAAAAAAAAAAAUCAUAUCAUUCACAGCUGAAUUUUUUAGCUGAAUUUCUUUAAAUGUAGCCCCUUUUCUUCUUCCUAUUUCUUGAUUUCCUUUUAAAAAAAAAAAAUCCGUCUGCGCCGAUAUUGCUUCCAAAAGCAGCGACACUUUUCUAUAAAAUGCUAAAUUCUGUUGGCAUUUCUUUGUAAGUAUUUAUCUAUAUUGUCCUAAAAAAACAAAAAAGAACCGAAAGGUUAGACCCUCGGAUUUUCCUACGUGGCCCUAUCUUUGAAUAUCCUCCCCGUAAUUAAGACAAGAAGAUGGCACCUCUUAUCUUGUAAAUUUUGAUUGGGACCCACUACCG
Molecule: messenger RNA, 9255 nt
Organism: Durio zibethinus
Lineage: Eukaryota; Viridiplantae; Streptophyta; Magnoliopsida; Malvales; Malvaceae
Product: transducin family protein / WD-40 repeat family protein
Biological process (GO): vacuolar acidification
Cellular component (GO): RAVE complex
Molecular function (GO): protein binding
Source: RefSeq, a predicted model, not a curated record